Molecule: messenger RNA, 1524 nt
Organism: Hyaloperonospora brassicae
Lineage: Eukaryota; Oomycota; Peronosporomycetes; Peronosporales; Peronosporaceae
Source: the annotation of a GenBank genome assembly
AUGCCACGUGCGGUGCGUCGACAACCGGCCGCGUCGACUCCGACGCUACUGCCGCCAAUGCAUAUGGCAGUCAGUGACCACGAGUCGUCCCCACGGAGUCUCAGUCGAGACGACGAGGAACUUUGCGGGCCAAACACGGACAGCAGCAGUCAGUCCGUGUGGCUCACGUCGCCCUUGGGGCACGCCGCGAUGCCCGCUCGGCCGUCGCGGUUCUCCAUGCCGAAGCGCCGGGCGUCGUCGCUGAGCGACCUGUUCCCGCGCACGAGAAGCGCUGCCGCUUCACCGGCGAAAGCGCUGGUGAGUGCAUUCCACACCGUCUCGCACAAGACGCAUCAGAAGUUGGCCACUUUUCGGUCGCACUCGAACGGGUUUAUCAAGAAGACAGUGGCCGAAGUGGAUCCGAAGACAAAGACGAAGACGACUCGUGGCGGCGGAUGGCGACUGAAGGUCAACAACUCGAUCCGACGCGCGACGCCCGUGACCGGCACGCAUCGGUUUAAGUGGGGCGAUCAGCAUGAACUGCAACAUGCACAACGGACGUUCGAGUACCACGGCGAAGAUGCUGGCGCGGUGUCGAGCUACUUCCACAUUGUUGCCGACGGCGUGUCGUCUCCGUUUGGUCGCCACUCGCUUGUUGCGUACGACGGUGUGCUCGUGUCGUCUGCAGUGCUGUCGACAGAGGUGGUCAAGUGUGUGCGCGUGGUGCUGGAAGAGAUGACGAACCAUAAUCGGGAACAGCUGGACGAAGCCGCGUUCGAAGGAGCGAUCGUGGACGCCAUUCGGACAGCUCGGAUCAACUGUUUCCAUCAUCGCAAAUCACGCGUCGCGACGACGCUGGCCGUGUCGUACUUCAAUCGAUGGACCGGCAAGUUGUUGACGUUUUCGCUCGGUGAUUCCAAGUGCCUCGUGGUCCGACGGGGCGCAGUGGUGUACGAGACACUAGCGGUGCUGCGUGAAUUCAAUGUGCCGACGGUCGUCAACUUGCGCGAACAAGUCGUGCCGAAAGACUAUGUCGUGCAGAGCUUUGCCCUGCAAGAGGGGGACGUCUGUCUGACGUUCUCCGAUGGCUUGGGGGACAACUUGUACAAGGACGACAUCACGGCAACUCUCGCGGCGCCGGAGCUAUGGGACUCGGAAGUGUCGGGAUUGCAAAGCGUGUGCGAUCGACUGGUCGACAUGUCCAAGAUGGACGAAGAGAAUCUGUCGCGUACAGACCGUCGUAGCGACACCGAUCGUGUGCUGUAUCCGUUCGCGACGGCAGCGGUCACCGAGUACCGGAAGCGCACGCUCGAGGAGUCGAAACUUGCAGGGGACGGACUGCUGGAUAGUAGUGGAAUCGACCACAUGGCGCUGUCGCUCGAGCUGAUGAAGAAACACGACGGCAAGCAAACUUUGGACCGACAUUUGCUGCUGCGGGGACCGUCGCGGAAGCAUCACUACUCGCUCUUGCAAUUGCGACUCAUGUCGCAGAUGCAGACAAAGAAGCCGGACGAUAUCACGCUCUUCAUGACGCGAUUCGUGUAA